Molecule: messenger RNA, 3252 nt
Organism: Eriocheir sinensis (Chinese mitten crab)
Lineage: Eukaryota; Metazoa; Arthropoda; Malacostraca; Decapoda; Varunidae
Product: general transcription factor II-I repeat domain-containing protein 2-like
Exons: 7
Coding region: 903-3191 (762 amino acids)
Molecular function (GO): protein dimerization activity
Source: RefSeq, a predicted model, not a curated record
CGGGAUACAGCGAACGUCAUCCGGGUUAUAACGAAGGAGACCUACACUAUAGCGAAAGAGACCCGGAUCACAGCGAAGAAGACCCAGACUACAGCGAAAGAAAUCCGGGUUAUAGCGAAGGGGACCCGGAAUACAGCAAACCAGAACCGGGUUACAAAGAAAGAGACCCAGAAUGCAGCGAAGGAGACUCGGGUUACAGUGAAGGGAACCCGGAACACAUCGACAGAACGGACACGGGCAACACAAGUAACCCAGUGAUCGGAGGAGAAGGAGAAGGAGAAGGAGUAGGAGGACAAGAUGGAGAAACAAGAAGAGAGGAGGAAGGACUCGAAGCAGGAAUAGGAAAACCAGAAGAAGAAGAAGAAGGAGGAAAACUAAGAGGAGACGAAGUAGGAAUCGGACCAGGAACAGAAGGAGAAACAGCAGGAGCAGAAGCAGGAACAUCAGGAGUAGGAGUAGACGGAGAGGUACGAGUGGGGGGAGCGGGAGGGGGAGUGAGCAGGAAGGAGGAUGCCUCGCCACUGUACCACCCCGACAGCCCGUUCUUCAUUAACCUCCCAGGCACACCCAACGCCGUGCCAGUAUUCCUCACUUACGAACCGGUGCAAGUCAAGUACAUACCCACUGAACAGCUAACGGGAGGAGGAGGAGGAGGAGGAGGAGGAGGAGGAGGAGGAAGAGAGGUAGAGUUAGAGGAGGAGGUGGGAGUGACCUUGUUUGAGAAUGGAGGACUUGAAGAGGAGGCGGUUACUGAGGCGAGUCAAGGCACCCCUCAAGAAGAAGUGGUGAGUGAAGGCGAAGGAGAAGUGAGGAGGGUGGAUGUAGUGGAGGUCAAGGAGGAGGAUGGAGGUAAGCCAAGUCGAGAGGCCGCCCCCAGCGCCUCCUCCCUCACCGGCUCCUUCAUGAACGGCCUCUACCGCAUCCUGGACGACGUGACGGCGGCGGUGAACGACUACACGCACCAGCACCACCAGAACGACCACAAGAACGAUCAAGAGAACGACCACAAGAACGAAGACAAGAACAAUUACAACCACCACCAGAGCGGCUACCACAACGAGCCCUACGACCAGAGCAACCACCAAAACGACUACCACAACGACCACUAUCAGAACCACCAGAACGACAAUCACCACCCAGGCUACACACACCAUUACCACCCUAAGAAUCACCAGCAGCAGGGCGAGGCGACGGCGACGGCGGCGGUGGUGGAGGAGCAGGCGGAGAGCAGAGAGGCGGUGGACGGGACAAAGCGGCUGCAGGAGGUGAAGCACAGACUGGUGGCGCAGCUCAAGGCGGAGGAGGAGGCGAAGGAGGCGGAGGAGGAGGCGGAGGAGGCUGGAGUGUUGAAGGAGACGGAGAUGUUUGAAGGAGGGGACCACCACGCCCCUCACAUCCCCCUCUCCUUCUCCCCGCCGCCGCCCAGGCCAGACCCCUUCUUCCUGAUGGAGGCACCGCAGCUCGGCACCCACGUCACCCCGCCCACGAGGCCUCACGUGGGCGGAGUGUCUGUGGGCGGCGCCGGAGGUGACUACUCGGUGCAGGUCUCAAGUAAAUUCGGCAUUGAUGAGGAGAUUGGCGGCGGGAGGCCAGUGGGAGGGGGUUUCAAGGGCACCGUUGAGGACCUUGGCACUGUAGGGAAGAUUGGCACUGUGAGAGGCACUGCAGAGGACGCUGUAUAUGGCGGUAAGGAGCCCACGCGUGCCCCCGACGACCAUGUAAGAAGGCUAAGGACGAAGGGAGAAGUUGAGCUGCUAGAGGCCGACGAAGAGGAGGAUGGCACAGCAAGAGGCGCAGAAGGGAAGGUUAGGGAGGGUAGCGCCGCAAGGGAAGACAUCGAGGCGCUGACCCAUGACUUCUCGCCAUCCGCCUCCAGGCACGACGCUUACCAGGGCCUCAACCUCGACCUGCUGAGUAACCGCGUGUUCCAGCUGCUGACGCCGCCGCCGCCCUCCGCCCACGAGCAUCGCCUCAACCCCCAGUAUACGCCCUUCCCCAUCACCACCAACCCCCCGCGCACAACCCCCGUCACCCUCACGCCGAUCCCCACAAGACCCCCAGGAACGCCCCCCAGCAUGGUGUUUUCUCCCAUCCCCGAGGCUGACUUCGUGGACGCCUUCUCCCCAGCCGUUCUUCCUGAGGGUGUUGAUGAGGAGGAGAACGCCAUCUUGGAGUCCCCCAGCCCCCCCAGGGUCAUCGCCGGCGACCCCAUCCAACCCGGAGGUGACAACCCCAUCAGAAGGGUCUCCGCCGCCCCGCUGAGGAUAUCUAACGAAGGUGUGUACAGCGGCGGCCUCUCAGACACCACGACGCAGGCCAUGACGGGGGGUGGUGGUGGUGGUGAUGACGGCCACCCGACGGACUUCACGGCUCACGAACAGGUGUGGUCCUUCCCCAAGACCCGCGAGGAGGACCCGUGGAUACCGAAGGAGAGGAAAGUGGAGAAGAUGGGCGAAGUGGAAGAGGAGAAGGAAGAGAUAAACGAGGAGGCGGAGAAAGAGGAGGAGGAGGAGGAGGAGGAGGAAGAGGAAAAGGUCCCCCUAACCACCCCGCAGGACUCCCCCGCCCGAGUGUACACCGCCUUCUACUCCCCCCGAGAGAUCCCAGGCAUCGACCCGUCCCUCUUCGGCUAUAGAAAGAUGCCCCAGCCAGGGAAAGGCGACCCCCAGACACCCCAGGGCACCCCGUGGAAGGAGAGACCAGAAGCGCAUCACCCCCUGGGCCCCGAAUUCCACGAGUACCUGAUGAACCUCCCCCCAGAUACCCUGAUGCGGUUCCUGCAGCCCGGUGCGAUGAGAGCGAAGCGCGCGGCCAGCGAGGGGGAGCAGAUCUAUUGUGAAUGGAACAUCAAGACUGAACCCGGCCUAUAUCUGCUGCUCACCUUCCAUAACCUGUCGGCGGCGUACUCGGUGGACUGUCACGGCGCAUACAUCGAGGUGGAGCGGGAGAACAACGGCUACGAUGCGCGGUGGUGCGGCAACAGAGUAUCCCCUGGUGGCACGCGACCCCAUGUGAUCUUCGCCAAGUCAGAGGUUCGCGUGACGGUAUACGAUGACGGUGACCACUCCAAGAGCACUCCAACGGGCUUCACCGCCGACGUGGAAGUCAUCGACUUGUUCAACGCCAGGGAUUACAACGCCUUCAUGAGAUCCAACGCCCACCCACACAUCCGCCGCCUCCUGCAUGGAUGAACGUCUGGAGGAAGUGGGUGAAAAAGGAACGUGGAUUAGGAAAGGGUGUUAAAGGAUGAGG